Onychostruthus taczanowskii (white-rumped snowfinch) is the source of this 2037-nucleotide messenger RNA. It is a transcript of the gene BRD3OS, whose product is annotated as BRD3 opposite strand. The coding region runs from base 697 to 966 and encodes 89 amino acids. Lineage: Eukaryota; Metazoa; Chordata; Aves; Passeriformes; Passeridae. The transcript has 2 exons. The record is from RefSeq and is a predicted model, not a curated record.
GGCAGGGCCGGGCGGUGCGGGACACCCGCGGGGCCGCUGGAAGGGGCUGGGGGCGGCCGGGACAUGGGGGGCACGGGAAGGGAGGAUGGCAGGGCGGGGACCCGCCGUGUCAGCCCGUGGGGUGACCCUGCUGUGCCCCGCAGGUGCCGUCCGGAGGUGCCGGGCUCCCCCUACCCCAGCUUGGGUACCACAAGCGGGGCCGAGCAUCUUCUCCUGCAUCCCCGAACGCGUGACGUGGCGGGCUGCCGUCCAUCCGCGGGGAGAGGCCGUGCACAGGCCUGGGCACCGCUGACCUCCAGGCUCUGACCUCUUGACGCCUUCGGGAUCCGUUCUCCAGGGAAUUCAGCUCAUCCCGGCCCGCUCGGCCUGUCCCGCCUGGCUGCUCCUAUGGAGAUGCUUCACGGAGUGUCAACAAACAGCACGUGUGGGCCCUCCCCAGCAUGGAGCACGCAGCAGUAGCACGGCUGGGUGAGCUCUCACAAGUCCUGCUGUGGUUUUUAAGCAAGGCCAGGCUGUGAUUUUAGGGCCCUGCUCCCUCUCCUGAGCGGCGCCAGCAGCUCGUGGAUCCCGAGCGCCGUGCCCUGGGAUGUUCUCCCUUGAGCUCCGAGCAGCAGCCAUCGGCCUGGACAGAGCCACUGGGGAUUAUUUCGGAGCAGUUGGGAAGGAGCUCCCGCUGGUGGAGCUGUGCUGGGGCAGAUGAGUGAGCCGGUGAUGAACGGGAGGGUGCCCCUGCCCGAGAAAGCCUUGUCCGAGGGCUAUGCCCGCCUGAGGUACAGGGACACGUCCCUGCUCAUCUGGCAGCAGCAGCAGCAGAAACUGGAGUCAGCUCCCCCCAACACCUACCUGAGCCGCAGCAGGAGCAUGUGGUACUCGCAGUACGGCAACGAAGCCAUCCUGGUGCGGGACAAAAACAAGCUGGAUGUCUCCAGGGACACGGGGCAGUCCAAGUUUUGUGCUAUUAUGUAAUUCCCCGCAGGAAUCCACACGUGGAGAGGAAGCAGAGCUGGGGGAGAAUCUCUUCCACCUCUCCCGUGUGGGUGAAAUGCUACAACACACCUCGACCUUGCUGAACUCGAUGUACUGAGCAGAACACACCUGUUCUAGAGUGAAAUCACAGAGGUUUGGUGUACUCAGCCCUGCUCCAUAGCACUGCAAACAACAGGCAGCUCGUUGUUUUUUUUAAAAGCACUAUUUCUGCAUGUGUUGGUGUUUGAUACCUUGUGUGUGUGCGCGCUCAUAGAUUUGCACCUCGCUGCUUUGCAGACCUGUGCAUUGCUCUGCACACAAAUAACCCUCUUGCUUUUGUCAGGACUAGCUCUGGAGGAGAAACUAUUCAGUGAAUAAAUGUUUUUGAAGCGAGUGCGAGCGUUCAAUGAGAUUCACAAAGCCAGCGAGGCUCGGCAAGGUGCCGGGGGAGCAGUGCCAGGGAUGUGUGACCCACCUGGGCCUCCAGCUCUUGGCUGAGUGAACAGGAGAUUAUUUACUCAAACAGGCACGGGGCUGGGCCCAGAGCUCCCCUGGGAUCUGCAGGUGGAUUCACCUGGAGAAGCAGGAGAGGUGGGUUCCAGGCCAGCCCUGGGGAGCACGUGAACUCUGGGAGUUUAAGGAACAGCACAUCCCCCAAAGCAGCUGUUCGUUUUCUUUUCUUAUAGAAAAAGAAAUCCAACACUUAUUUUCUUUUUAAUUUCAGUAAGGAAGAUGCUUAUUUUGGGUAUAAUCAGUCUCUUUUUGUUGACGUGGCUGGUAAACCAAAAUUCAGUUAUUUUGCAGAGUCUUAAUUGGACUAUACAAGACUAAACCCGUAAGAAUGUGCAUAAAUUCUUCCAGGAUGGAUGCUGGAUGUGACAGAGCAGGAAGAAGAGGAUGAGUUGUCCUUCCAUCUCUGUGAAUGUGACUGUAGUUUUCCAUUUCUGUGUGUCACUGGUCACAGCAGGGUUGCUGUGGCUGUUCUGUGAGCCGGUUGUGUGGUGGUGAUGCACUUGUUUCAAACACUGUUGUAGCCUCUUUGAUAAAGUGCAUUAAAAUGAUUUGAAUGCA